This is a messenger RNA of Prunus mume (Japanese apricot), 1785 nucleotides long. RefSeq names its product xyloglucan endotransglucosylase/hydrolase 8 (gene XTH8). Gene Ontology annotation, cellular component: apoplast; cell wall. NCBI's taxonomy places the organism in Eukaryota, Viridiplantae, Streptophyta, Magnoliopsida, Rosales, Rosaceae. Gene Ontology annotation, molecular function: hydrolase activity, hydrolyzing O-glycosyl compounds; xyloglucan:xyloglucosyl transferase activity. The record is from RefSeq and is a predicted model, not a curated record. Gene Ontology annotation, biological process: cell wall biogenesis; xyloglucan metabolic process.
ACUCAAAAAUCUAAUGUUAAUUAUUAUAAAACUUCUUGCUUGGCUGCCCACAGGACUCAUGAGAGAGAGAUGGGUACAUUGUUUUAUUCCUGGUUUAUUGUUGUUUUUAAUUUUCCAUGUCUUUUUCUAGGAUAUCUUCCUUCUUUAUUGGUUAUGGUGUUUAGCAUGUUGGUCAUGUUUUAUUACCAAGAAAAAGCAACCAUUGUUUUGGGGGAAAGAAACUAGACUGGAGAAAUCUCAGGCUUUACAAGACACAAUACUAAAUAAUUUGCUGCAUUUCUCGACAACCAAAUCCAGUUGUCUAGAUCCAAGAACUUCCGAUUAUUGUAAGACCAAUCACAAUCUAUCACGUUCCCACAGGCAACACAUGGACCCCACCCCACCUCAUCUCUGUUUUCUGCCAAUUGCCAAAGACCAUUGGAGGGCAGCCUGGCUUCUUCAGUCCUAAUUCUGAGCUUCUUAUUUUAGUCAUUUUCAUCUAGAAAUAUUCCCCAAUGACCCUGUCUUGAAAAUUUAUAAGUCAUAAGCAGGACUGUGCUGUGCAGAAGUGAUAUAAAUAAUAACCAAAUAAAUUAACCAGACAAGGAAAUGUGACUCGGUUCCAGUCUUAGCCUUUCCCAAGUCAUUUUCAUAUUCUGAUCAUUUAAUGCACACCUCCUCCUCCUCCUGGAGAUCCAGCUGAAACAAGCUCCCAUCCAUUCUCACUUUCUUCAGAUUCUCUGCCUCCAAAAGUCUUCCACCCAAAAUGGAAAGAAUGGCAUCUCUGAUGCCUAUUCUUCUUUACAUUGCACUACUCAUUGCUGCUUGCUCUUCUUCUUCAUCUGAAGCGGCUGCCCCAGCCACUUCUUUCGAAGACAAUUUCGACAUAAUGUGGUCUGAGAACCAUUUUAAAACCUCUGCAGAUGGGGAGAUCUGGUAUCUUUCCCUGGACAAAGAAACAGGUUGCGGGUUUCAGACAAAACAGAAGUACAGAUUUGGAUGGUUCAGCAUGAAGCUCAAGUUGGUUGGAGGUGACUCUGCUGGUGUAGUGACAGCUUAUUAUAUGUGCACAGAAAAUGGAGCAGGGCCAGAGAGGGAUGAGUUAGAUUUUGAGUUCUUGGGAAAUAGGAGCGGGCAACCUUAUCUCAUUCAGACAAAUGUUUACAAGAAUGGAACUGGAGGCCGUGAGAUGAGGCACAUGCUUUGGUUCGACCCCACCGAGGACUUUCAUACCUAUUCAAUUCUUUGGAACAAUCAUCAGAUUGUGUUUUUUGCGGACAAAGUUCCCAUAAGAGUGUUCAAGAACAAUGGGGAAGCAAACAACUUCUUCCCCAAUGAGAAGCCAAUGUACUUGUUCUCCAGCAUAUGGAAUGCAGAUGAGUGGGCAACCAGAGGUGGGCUUGAGAAGACAGACUGGAAGAAAGCCCCAUUUGUGUCCUCUUACAGAGACUUCAAUGUUGAUGGGUGCCAAUGGGAAGACCCUUACCCUGCAUGCGUCUCCACCACAACAAAGAAUUGGUGGGACCAAUAUGAUGCUUGGCACCUCUCUGAUGCUCAGAAAAUGGACUAUGCUUGGAUACAGAGAAAUCUCGUUAUUUAUGAUUAUUGCAAGGAUUCCGAACGCUACCCAACUUUGCCAGUGGAGUGCCCAUUGAGUCCAUGGGAAUGAAUAUAGUAAUGUAAAGUUUUGUAAUCACAAUUUGGGAACACACCAAGAUGUGUUUUUGUAGGUCAUCAUUGUCUUUGGCUAUUGGGUUUUUAUUAAAUUUAUUAAAUCAAUUUUGUUCAAUAAAAGGUUUAAUUUAA